This is a messenger RNA of Acanthosepion pharaonis, 1797 nucleotides long. The record is from the annotation of a GenBank genome assembly. Lineage: Eukaryota; Metazoa; Mollusca; Cephalopoda; Sepiida; Sepiidae.
AUGACCUUCUUUUUAAACCAUGGUCAACAUUCAGUGGUCGUUGACAUUACCUGCGACAUCUUCUAUCGACAUGCGAAGAUUUUAUCUAAAUCGGAGAGGGAUAUACUUAAUUUUAUUUGUCGUAGCUGUUACUCUCUCUCUCUCACAUUUUCUCAUUCACUAUCUUUCACACUCUCUCUAACUCUGUCUCUCUCACUCCUUUUCUCUCUAAUUCUCCCUCUCUUUCUCUCUCUCUCACACUCACUCACUUUCUCUCUCUCACUCACUUUCUCUCUCAUUCUCACACUCUUUCUCUCUCUCCCACUCACUCUCUUUCUUUCUCUCCCCACUUUCUCACGCACUCUCUUUCAAAGGCUCUCUCACUCUCUCUAUCUCUCUCACUAUAUUACUCACUUUCUCUCUGAUUCGCACUCUCCCUCACUCACUCUCUCUCAAUCAUUUUCUCUCUCACUCUCACUCUUACUCUCUCACACUCACUCACUUUCUCUCUCUCCCACCUUUUCAUUCACUCUCUUUCACACUCUUUCUCACUCUCUGUCUUUCUCUCUCACUCUCUCACUCAAUCACUUUCUUUCUCACUCUCACUCUUACUCUCUCACUCUCACUCACUUUCUCUCUCUCCAACCUUUUCAUUCACUCUCUUUCACACUCUUUCUCACUCUCUGUCUUUCUCUCUCACUCAAUUUCUCACUCUCUAGCUCUCUCUCACUCACUCACUCUCUUUCUCUCUCUCUCUUACUCACCCUCUCCCACACCUUAUUUCACACUCCCUUUCUCUCUCUCUAUCUUUCUGUUUCUUCAUUGUUUUCCAUAUCUCGCAUUUUUAUUCUCUUAACGGACAUCUAUAAACUAAUACUCUUUUUUCUUCAUUUCUCCUUCCAUUUUUCUUUCUUUUUGAAUGUCCUUCUUUCAAAAAUUUACUUUCGUCAAUCCUUUAAUUUUUUAUCUUCUAAUGUCUUGUUUGUUUCUUCCUUCUUUCCUUGGCUUUUUCUUCAUUUCUUUUUUCCUUCCAUUCUUUCUCAACCUCGACUUUGCUUUUUCCUUUCUACAAUUUUCCUUCUUCCCAACUUUCUUAAUUUUUUUCUGAUAUCCCUCUUUCCUUCAAUCCUUCCUUCGCUUUUUUCUUUUGUUUUUUUUCAUUCGCUUUUUUCCUUUCGCUUAUUCGCAUUUUUCCUUAGCGUUUUUCUUUCGCCUUUUCCUCGCGUUUUUCGGUCGCUUUUUUUCAUUCGAUUUCUUUGUUUCGAUUUCUUUCUUUCGCUUUUUCUUUCAAUUUUUAUUCUCUUUCUUUCUCUCGCUUUUUCGUUCAUUUUUUAUUCGCUUUCUUUCGCUUUUUCUUUCAUUUUUUAUUCGCUUUCUUUCUUUCGCUUUUUCUUUCGCUUUGUUUUAUUCGCUUUCUUUCUUUCGCUUUUUCUUUCAUUUUUUAUUCGCUUUCUUUCGCUUUUUCUUUCAUUUUUUAUUCGCUUUCUUUCUUUCGCUUUUUCUUUCGCUUUGUUUUAUUCGCUUUUUUCCUUCGCUUUAUUUAUUUGCUUUCUCUCUUUCGCUUUAUUCAUUCGCUUUUACUUUUUCUUUCGCUUUCUUUCAUUCGCUUUUUUCUUUUUUCCAUUCUCCUUCGUUUUUCUUCAUUCUCUUCUUCAUCCACCUUUUUUCUUUCUUUUCAUCUCUCCUUUUUUUUCUCGGUCUUUCUCUCUCCCUCUCUCUGUCUUUCUCUCUCUUUCUCUCUCUCCCUCUCUCCCGCUCUCUCUCUCUCUCUCUCUUUUUCUCUUUCUUUACCUCUUUUCUCUACUCAUUCUUAAUUGA